CUUCAGGUAAAGAUUCAUGUCUAGGACCUUUAGGAAAUGUACUAUCAGCAAAAGUAACCUAGAGAUGCAAAUCUAUUUAAGUUUCAAGUCAUAAAUCACAAUAUAUAGAGUUUUUUUUUUUUUGGUCAUCUUUUUUUCUUUACAAUUUUACACCAAAUGUAAACAAAUUUAACUUCAGUUUUUCAAGAUGCUUCUCAUGGAGUAGAGGAGUACGGUACAGCUUACAUAUGUCGUGCGGUAGCAAGAACAAUGUUUGCCUUUAAAAUAAAACCACAUAGACCCCAUGGGGUUCCAAGCUCUGUGAAAAUUAGGUGUAUGUUUCUCUUCAGGUAGGUCCAUGAACAAGCACCACUAGAACACUAAUAUACAACCCUACUAUCUUAAUUUCAAAAUCUAAUGUUCCUACAACACUCUCUCUCUCUCUCUCUAUAUAUAUAUUAUAUAGGCAUUUUAUAGCUUAACCACUACACUACCUAAUUUUGGGUUAUUGUAUACCUGGUAUGUAGCUUCAUUUAAUAAUUAUAACAACGACAACAAUAGAUCCACGUGGCUUUCUGGAUGUCAUUUUGAAAGAAAAAACAAACCAACAAUGGGAGAUCAGGCCAACAUGGAUGUAAAAAGGGACACAUGCAUAUGUGCUGGUGGUCAACAUGGAUGUGUAGAAUCUGACAUAAUGACCUCUAACAAAACUAAAUGUAGUAUAGUUAAGGGAAAUGUAGAAAUUUCCUUCUCAUUUAGCUUUGUAUCUUUGAGUGCUAUUUUUUUUUUUUUUUGUGGUGUGUGUGUGUGUGUUUUGUUUUUGGUAGUUUAUGGUUGCUCACUUGAUCCUUUUUCCUUUUUCUUUGUUUUGUGUGUGUGGACAGAUCAUGUGAUGUAUAAUGUGUUGUCUACAUUCAAAAUAUAGUGAUAUUUUUAUUGGUCAUGUUUUGUUAGUCAUUGUCCCACACUGAUCAAUUUGUUUUUUUGCCUAGAGUUAUACACUGAACAUCACAACAUUGCAAGGUUUUGAAACUUUUAUGUCAAGUCUUAAAAACAAAACAUUUUGCCCAAGCAAACAAGGAAUUGGAGUGGAUCUUGUAUUAAGCUGUGUGGAUAACUAUGAAGCAAGGAUGGUUGUAAAUCAGGCUUGCAUCGAAUUGAAUCAGACAUGGAUGGAGUCUGAUAUUUCCCAUAUAGGAGUGUGCUUCUUGUGGAAUGUAUGCCUGUGGAGAAUGUGGCUAAUUUUUGUUUUUGUUAUUGUUAUCUACGAAGAAUGAUGAGAAAAACAUUUAAUUUUGGUUUAUGUUAUUUUGAAUUAUGAACAAAAUCAUGUAU
Molecule: messenger RNA, 1314 nt
Organism: Camellia sinensis
Lineage: Eukaryota; Viridiplantae; Streptophyta; Magnoliopsida; Ericales; Theaceae
Source: RefSeq, a predicted model, not a curated record